Coniophora puteana RWD-64-598 SS2 is the source of this 237-nucleotide messenger RNA. RefSeq lists its product as uncharacterized. The annotation marks the transcript as partial. The record is from RefSeq and is a predicted model, not a curated record. NCBI's taxonomy places the organism in Eukaryota, Fungi, Basidiomycota, Agaricomycetes, Boletales, Coniophoraceae. Gene Ontology annotation, molecular function: nucleic acid binding; ATP binding. The transcript has a single exon.
CUCCGUGCCUCUUUGUUACUCUUUAUUACUUCUGAACAUUGCAUGGUUCUCCAAAGGAUGCAGCUUGAGUGCUCAAAGUCAAUGGCUUCUAGGCAAAAUUUGAUUGUGAAUGCAUUUACCAGCUCAGGGAAAACUAUUGCUAUGCUUCUACCCAUCCUUCUUAAACCAGAAAAGGUAUUGUUGAUUAUAUCGCCAAUGAAACAGCUGCAAUUGAACCAGGUCAGUAGAAUGGGUUGA